CUUGAAUCUAGACUCCUGUCGCAGCUGACAUUUUGAUCACCUGCAAGGAGUUGUUCUUGGAAAACAACACGCAUUUCUUGGGAAUGUGUAAACUGUGGACGAAUAAGUCUUCCUAAACUGUGGUUGCGACUAAUUUCCUCGACAUCAAACAAGUCACUUGGAACAGACGCUAUUUUGUCUCUUUCGGGUUUUCUUUCGUCUUAAAGUAAGCACAAUAACAAUUCCUCGAACACGGCAGUAUGGCUAGAAUGCUGAGCAAGGAUAUCCCGGAUAUUGAGGGGAUUCUGGCCCUGAACCCGCGGGUGAAGACCCACGCUGCGCUUCACUCCACGGCCGCCAAGAAAGCUGAGAAGAAACACUGGAAGAGGAACCCAGAGAAGAGCUGUGACAGUUGCGUGGAGCUGGAGAACAAUUUUGAUGACAUCAAACACACAACGCUGAGUGAACGUGGAGCACUUCGGGAAGCAGUGAGGUGCUUGAAAUGCGCGGACGCUCCCUGCCAGAAGAGCUGCCCGACCAACCUGGACAUCAAGGCCUUCAUCACCAGCAUCGCAAACAGGAACUACUAUGGAUCUGCGAAGGUCAUCCUGUCCGAUAACCCCCUAGGCCUGACGUGUGGGAUGGUGUGCCCGACCUCCGACCUCUGUGUGGGGGGAUGCAACCUCUACGCCUCAGAGGAGGGGCCGAUCAACAUCGGGGGACUGCAGCAGUUUGCCAUCGAGGUGUUCAGUAAGAUGGGCAUCCCCCAGGUGCGCAACCCGUCGCUGCCGCCCCCCGACCGGAUGCCCGCCGCCUUCCACAUCAAGAUCGCCUUGAUCGGCUGUGGGCCGGCCAGCGUCAGCUGCGCCUCUUUUCUGGCCCGCCUCGGCUACGACGACGUCACCAUCUUCGAGAGACAGAAGUACAUCGGUGGACUGAGCUCUGCGGAAAUCCCUCAGUUCCGCCUGCCCUACGAGGUGGUGCAGUUCGAGGUGGAUCUGAUGAAGGACCUGGGAGUCAAGAUCGAGUGUGAGAAGGGACUGGGACAGGGCGGCAUGACACUGCUCUCGCUCAAAGAAGACGGAUACAAAGCCAUCUUCAUCGGCAUCGGUCUGCCACAGGCCAACAGGCACCAAAUCUUCGAAGGACUAAACAUGGACCAAGGGUUUUACACCUCCAAGGAUUUCUUACCUCUUGUUGCCAAGGCCAGUAAACCAGGGAUGUGCAGCUGUCAUUCCGCUCUGCCUAACCUGCAUGGCAGCGUCAUCGUGCUGGGCGCGGGCGACACCGCCUUUGACUGCGCCACCUCUGCCCUUCGUUGCGGAGCCCGCCACGUCUUUGUGGUCUUCCGGAAGGGCUUCACAAACAUCCGAGCUGUCCCUGAGGAGAUGGAGCUGGCAAAGGAGGAGAAGUGUGAGUUCCUGCCCUUCCUGUCUCCGGUUGAGGUCAUCAUGAAGGCGGGCCGAGUGGCGGGCAUGGAGUUCUGCCGGACGGAGCAGACGGAGUCCGGGGAGUGGGUGGAGGACCAGGACCAAAUGAUACGGCUCAAAGCUGACUACAUCAUCAGCGCCUUUGGCUCAGGGCUGAGUGACCCGAAAGUGAAAGAGGCCAUGGCUCCUAUCCGCUUAAACAGAUGGGGUCUCCCUGACCUGAACCCGGAGACCAUGCAGUGCAGUGAGCCAUGGGUCUUCGCUGGUGGGGACGUGGCCGGCCUGGCCAACACCACGGUGGAGUCAGUCAACGACGGGAAACAAGCCUCCUGGCACAUCCACAAAUACAUCCAGUCUCUGCAUGGACACAAAGUCCCCAUUGAGCCUGAGCUCCCUCUCUUCUACACUGCUAUCGACGCUGUGGACAUCAGCGUGGAGAUGGUCGGUCUCCGGUUCCCCAACCCGUUUGGCCUGGCCAGCGCCCCACCCACAACCAGCACCGCCAUGAUCCGCCGGGCCUUUGAGGAGGGCUGGGGCUUUGCUCUCACCAAGACCUUUUCCCUGGACAAGGAUUUGGUCACCAAUGUCUCUCCUCGUAUAGUGCGCGGGACUACCUCGGGCCCUAUCUAUGGCCCGGGCCAGGGCUCCUUCCUCAACAUCGAGCUGAUCAGCGAGAAGACCGCCGCGUACUGGUGCCAGAGUGUCACCGAACUCAAAGCCGACUUCCCCCUCAACAUUAUCAUAUCCAGUAUAAUGUGCAGCUACAAUAAGGACGAUUGGAUGGAGCUAGCUCAGAUGGCAGAGGCCUCGGGAGCCGAUGCCCUGGAGCUGAAUCUCUCAUGCCCUCACGGGAUGGGCGAGCGGGGCAUGGGCCUCGCCUGCGGACAGGAUCCCGAGCUGGUGCGCAACAUCUGCCGCUGGGUCCGGCAAGCUGUCAAGAUCCCCUUCUUCGCCAAGCUGACCCCCAACGUCACCAACAUCGUGGACAUCGCCAGCGCUGCUCAGGAAGGUGGUGCAGAUGGCGUCACUGCCACCAACACCGUCUCGGGCCUGAUGGGACUGAAGGCAGACGGCUCUCCCUGGCCUGGCAUCGGCCGUGGCAAGCGCACCACAUAUGGCGGCGUGUCUGGAAAUGCCAUCCGACCCAUAGCCCUGCGGGCGGUGUCCGCCAUCGCCAAGGCUCUCCCUGGCUUCCCCGUCCUAGCCACAGGAGGCAUCGACUCCGCUGAAUCAGGUCUGCAGUUCCUCCAUGCUGGAGCAUCUGUCCUACAGGUGUGCAGUGCUAUUCAGAAUCAGGACUUCACUGUCAUAGAGGACUACUGUUUGGGCCUUAAAACCCUGCUCUACCUGAGGAGCCUUGAGGAGCUGCAGGACUGGGAUGGCCAAUCCCCACCAACCGCACGCCACCAGAAGGGCAAGCCUGUGCCCCGACUGGAGGACCUGGUAGGAAAAAGUUUGCCAAGCUUUGGGCCUUACCUUCUGCAGAGGAAAAAAGCGCUGGCAGUCUACAAGCAGAGGCUCAGAGACCAGGAGCCCAGCAUGACAGAGGAGCCCGAGGGACCAAGAACCUUCUCCCCCAAGGGGCCCGUUCCAUCUGUCAAGGAUAUAAUUGGUGGGGCUCUGAAGUACAUCGGGGCCUACCAUGAGCUCAACAAUGAGGAGCAAGUGCAGGCUUUGAUAGACGAGGACAUGUGCAUCAACUGUGGCAAAUGCUACAUGACCUGCAAUGACUCUGGAUACCAGGCUAUUACGUUUGACCCAGAGACCCACCUCCCUGUCGUGUUAGACAGCUGCACGGGUUGCACUCUGUGCCUGAGCGUGUGCCCCAUCAUCGAAUGCAUCAAAAUGGUUGCCAGGACAACGCCUUACGUACCAAAGCGAGGCCUCCCUGCCGCCGUGACUGCGUACUGAGUGAGAGAGAGAGAGAGAGGAGAUGAACGGAGAUGAACGGAGAGGAGAGGAGAAAAAAAAACACAAAACAAAACAAAAGAGAAAUAUAGAAACGUGACAGAGCGUCUACAUCAAAACAUUGAUUCUUCUUCAUAAUUGCAGUGUGAAAAAUUACCUUUAUUAUGUGUUUGAAAAAACACACACACAUGCACACACUCGCAUACAACAGAGAAGAAAAGCUAUAUAAUUAGUUUGGAGAAAUAAUUGCCUUAUACUCCCAAGCCAAUUAUCCAGAAAUAAUCAUGCAGGCGCAAAUAGUUGCAUUAUUCCCAAACAAUAGCGGGGCAAUAUGUCGUCCAUCCACGGGCUCUCUCUUUCCUUCUCUCCCCUUCGCACCCUCCCUCCCCAUCCCUGGUUAUAAUGACAAUGAGGAGAGGGGUCUGGGGAGAGGAGGUGGAGGUGGUGUGUGUGUGUGUGUGUGUGUGUGUGUGUGUGUGUGUGUGUGUGU
This is a messenger RNA of Clupea harengus (Atlantic herring), 3807 nucleotides long. It is a transcript of the gene dpyda, whose product is annotated as dihydropyrimidine dehydrogenase a, tandem duplicate 1. The record is from RefSeq and is a predicted model, not a curated record. Gene Ontology annotation, cellular component: cytosol; cytoplasm. The coding region runs from base 240 to 3320 and encodes 1026 amino acids. NCBI's taxonomy places the organism in Eukaryota, Metazoa, Chordata, Actinopteri, Clupeiformes, Clupeidae. Gene Ontology annotation, molecular function: dihydropyrimidine dehydrogenase (NADP+) activity; NADP binding; uracil binding. The transcript is spliced from 23 exons. Gene Ontology annotation, biological process: uracil catabolic process; thymine catabolic process.